UUUACUGCAGUGAAAUAUGAAUUACAGUCAGACUGAAUUGCAUCAUUUCACAUCAUUUCAGUUCAAAAUCUAUGUAUGACCAGCUUUGAGUUUUCAGCACCCCCUAGAGUAAGCAGAAAGCUCUGAUGGGCUUUCUUUUCCUCUUAGAUCAUAGAAUAGUUAGGGCUGGAAAGCAUCUUAGCUGAGGUAAAAUGCUCCUUUUUUUGCCUUUUUAUUUGACUUCCUGAUACUCUGAACAUUUAAAAAUAUUUAUGGAAAUAUUGGAAAAAGCUAAAAUGAAACAUGUGAAAGUAUUAAAUAAGUGAUCAUAUUAUAAAAACACUAAUUAAAAUCCUUUCACAUGAAAACCCUACUUUAGGAAAAAAAGCCAACCAAACAAGUUUUUACCUGGCAGCUAGGAAUAAUGUUAAUAUUAAAGUGUAGAUUUACAAGCCUGUGGCUGAUGUUUUACCUACUGUAACUGCAAAAGGAGUCUAGAAGAUGUGCAAUAAGAUUUAGUAGUUGUAUACUUACCAUUCUUGCAAGAAAAUCAAGUCAUCGUUUACAUGAGGAUGGCUCAGCUGCUCCGGUUCCCUCACUGAUCCUCCACCAUGCUGUCUGGUGACUAAUUUUUUGCUUCACAAUUUUAUAUCCUUUUACACUGGUGCUUUCCCUCAUGGAUCCUUGAGCUGCUCCUUAAUCCUAUAUCAAGAAUCUCCCUUCUGUCUGCAAUUGGCUUUUAUUAUUUUAGCAUAAUUUUAAAAAUUCAGUGAAUUUCUCAGUAGUCUGAGCCAAAUGCAUGCAGCUGUCCUGUCUCAAAAUUAUCUCACAGUCAGCUGAGUCCAUAGGUGAAGAAUAAAAUAUCAUGAAAGUCCACUUCUGUUGUCCUCCUAACCCCAGUCAUCUCUAAUCAUAUGUUUUUGGCCCACCGCACCACUUACUCCCAGCUGAGCUUUCACAGGUAGGUCAUGCAACCACCGCUGAAAGGCAAUACCAUCUCAGCAGACCUACCAGCUUUCAUGAAUGUAUAAUUCAGGCAGUCUCCUGGACUGCAUCUGGGCUGCUUUGUUAGUUAUUGGUAAAACACUACAAUUCAGAUGAAGGAAGGACCCAAGAAACAGUUAUACAUUAAUAACUCCUAACAAGGAGCUGAGGGUUGCACAAGUUACUGUCUGCUGUUUCUAACAAUGUAAAUUUUGUUUUCUAACAGUGACAUUAACCUGCCAAUAAAAAGGCAACUAUUUCCCUAUCAGUUUACACUGGUAAUGCAUUAUUCAUCAUACAGAAUUAGAGAGCUUAGCUGAAGGUCUUUGAGAGAAGUCUCGAGCAAAACACCACAGAAACUUGGUAGCUAAGAUGCUGUUGAUUCUUUCCAAGCAAAAUAGAGCUCCAUCUAAAAAAAACAGUUUGACAGCUUUCUUUUAAAAAACAGGUUAAUUUGUUUGAAAGAACAUUGCAAAAAGAACUGAACAUGGGCCUGACCUCUGGAAGUUACACUUGAUACAGAGCUUUUUAUUAUUAUCAUUAUUAAUGUCAUAAUAUGUUUGCUGCUGCAACCAAAAACUUCGUUAAACAGGUUGGUGAUGGAGGAAGACUAGUUCCAGUGCCCAGUCUCAGUGAGGCUGAUAGAUAUCAACCUCUGAGCCUUGUGAUUAAGAAAAGAACAUGUUUGCUUUCAAAGAAAUCUAAAUUUGCUUCAACACCUUUCACAUUAAAAGACAUCCUGCAAGGGGAGAAAGAAAUUUCUGCAGGUGUCUCGUCUUACCAAUUGCUCAACUAUGAAGACAAAUCAGAUGUUUCACUUAAUGGUAGAAGAGGAAAUCAGAUAAUGAAUGAUGUUGGUUUUGAUGUUGCUGGAUCAGAUUCUGUUGCCUUUAAAGCUUCAUUUGGCAUUGUGAGCAAACAUGAGGUUGAAGUACCAACGUUACUUAAAGAACUUACUACAAGAAAAAUAAACUUUGAUCAUUGUCUAGUCCAUCAAUCAAGGAAAAGUAGGAUGGAAAUUCUGUGCGUGGUCAUGGAAAGUAUUAGAACUACAAGGCAAUGCUCAUUAACUGUCCAUACUGGAAUGCGUGGAGAGACAAUGAGGUUUCACUUUAUUGAAGAUCAGAAUUGUAAAGGGCGGGACAAAGCCAUUGUUUUUCCUGCACAUACAACUAUUGCUUUUAGUGUAUUUGAACUUUACAUUCAUUUGGAUGGUAAUUUUGAGCUCUGUGUGACUCCAAUUUCAAAAGGAGGAUUUGAAAAAGAGAAAUCUGGAUCAUCUUCACUGACCAAAUUAAGGAGGUUAAAGAGUAAUCUGUUUCAUAGAAAUAAAAGAGUAGUGGCUACCAUUGCUAAUUCUGAAGCUUACUUGGAGGACCUUUUUACAGAUUAUUAUGAAAAAGCUGCAAGCAUGACUGAUCUCUCUACAAGCUAUCUCAGAGAAGGGUCUCACAUCCGAAUUAAUUUACUUAAUAACAACAUCCCAAAAGGUCCCUGUGUCCUUUGUGGAAUGGGAAGUUCUAAAAGGGAGACAGUCUAUGGGUGCCUUGAGUGUUCUUUUAAUGGACAAAAGUAUGUACGACUGCAUGCUGUGCCCUGUUUUGACCUCUGGCAUAAGAGAGUAAAGUAGCCGAACUAGGUAAGUGCCUUUUGUUACAGACAUGGGCAUAACUGUGCCACACACUUUUCAGAAUUAGUAAAUAUGACUCAGAUUGUUGAAAUGCAAAAUAGUGAAAGUGCAAAACAUUUUAUUACACUAUUAUCUUGAAAUUUUUGCUUUCCAGUCCAUGAUCUUUUAUUUGAAAAUAAUGCAUUCCCUGACAUUGCUUUUCUUUCUAGAACCUUCUCUUUUCAUUACCAUGAUAAUGAAAAAUGCACUUUUAAAUUGUAUUUUCAUAAUGUCAAAAUAUAUGCUAGAACUUUAAGUUGUUUACACAAACUUGUUGUUACACUCCAAAAUCUUGCCUUUAUCUACCCUGGCAUAUGAUGAAAGUAUUUGUUAAUAAUUUAGUGUCCUCAUGAAUGUUUAACUGAAGUAUCAGAUUAAAAACAUGCUAAAACUUA
Molecule: messenger RNA, 3027 nt
Organism: Pezoporus occidentalis (night parrot)
Lineage: Eukaryota; Metazoa; Chordata; Aves; Psittaciformes; Psittacidae
Gene: PJVK
Product: pejvakin
Exons: 6
Coding region: 1520-2593 (357 amino acids)
Biological process (GO): programmed cell death
Cellular component (GO): cytoplasm
Source: RefSeq, a predicted model, not a curated record